Panonychus citri (citrus red mite) is the source of this 3468-nucleotide messenger RNA. RefSeq lists its product as uncharacterized. The transcript has 5 exons. The record is from RefSeq and is a predicted model, not a curated record. The coding region runs from base 1 to 3468 and encodes 1155 amino acids. NCBI's taxonomy places the organism in Eukaryota, Metazoa, Arthropoda, Arachnida, Trombidiformes, Tetranychidae.
AUGUUCAAGUGUAGUUACUGUGGACUUUCUUUUAUCAAAUUCAAGUCUUUGUUAAUACAUGAGGUAGAAUGUGAGACUUUUAAAUGUGAAAAGUGUAAAAUAAGAUUCAAGGACCGAGAUACAUACAUUAACCAUGUGAUUACCUGUAAGACAAUAGUCUCUCCUCUUGGUGAUGUAGCUACCUUUAGGUUACAUAAAUUAGCUUAUAAGGGAGUUCUCAAGAUCUACGUUAAAUUAGGAGAAUGGAAAUCACUCGAAAACUUAUUCAACAUGGAAAGUGUCAACAUUGUAACCCUUUUCAAUCAUAUACUCGAGAAUAUUGGAUCAUUUAAAGCUCAAGCUUGUUUACUCUUGAAAUUCGUGAAACAGAAACCAGAUGGAGACAUUGACUCAACUGAUGUCUAUAAAGUUACUCAAAGUCAACCUCUGACACACACUUCUCAAGUCGGGAAAUUGAUUGAUGAAUGGGCAACAAAUUUGGAACUUAUCGUUGAUCAAUUUACUCAACGAGGGAGUGGUUGGGUUUUGUCAACAAUCAAAAUGCUGGAAAUUCGAAUUGGAAAACUAAAAGAAUACAGUGGUGGUUGCUGUAACGUAAAUUUACCUUUAAUUUAUUUACGAAAGAAAAGUUUAAUUUCCCCCAAAUGCAAGAAAGAUUGUUUCAAAUGGGCGGUUCUCAUCUCUCUCCACCCACAAGCAAAUCAUGUUGGACGAAUAUCUCAGUAUAAAAAAUUUGAAAAGUUUUACAAUUUCAAUGACAUUGGAUCAAUUACACCAUUUUCAAAGAUUAAAUUUUUUGAAAAACGCAACAACAUAUCAGUUAAUGUUUACACAUCAUCAGGAGGUAAAAAUCAAAAAGUGGUUCCUUUCAAUUUCAAUGGAUUCAUGUUCAAAAAUAACUCUUGGGAAAGAUUUUUCUGUUGUUCAUGUUUAUCAGGCUUUAAAGAAAAAUCAACUUUAACAAAGCAUGAAGUUUAUUGUAAUGAUAACUCAGCUCAACGAACAAUUCUACCGGGCAGUGAAAAUGUUCCAAAAAUUUACUUUGAAGCCUUGGUAACCAAGAGUGAAAAUGUUUUGGGAUCCAGUACAUUUGAAUACCAAAAACAUGAAGCUUGCUCUUUCGGAUGGGUUGCUGUUGAUUGGACUGGAAAAAUUUUGUUUCAAAAGUUCUAUCGGGGAGAAAAUGCUGCCGAAAACUUCAUCUCUAGUCUCUACAAAGUAUACAGUUCAUUAAAUGUUGAUUUACAACAAAGAAUCAAACCACCGAUACUAACACCUGAGGAAAGAUUAAUUUAUGAAUCGACAACUAAUUGUCAUGUUUGUUUACAACCUCUCCUCCAAGAUAAAGUCUUGGAUCACUGUCAUUUGACUGGUAAACUAAGAGGAGCCGCUCAUAAUCUCUGCAAUUUAAAAUUGAGAUUACCAAAUAGAAUCCCUGUCAUUUUCCAUAACCUGAAAGGUUACGAUGCUCAUUUAAUCAUGAAAGGAAUCAAGUCCAAUACUGUGAGGAAGAUUUCAGUUAUACCUCAAAACACUGAAAAGUACAUAGCCUUUUUCAUGGACGAUUUCAUUUUCUUGGACAGUUUAGCUUUUCUGCUCUCCAGUCUUGAUACUUUGGCAGGAAAUUUACCUGAUGAACAUAAAUCUAAAUAUUUAUUACAAAUGUUGUUUGAUAUGGACUAUUCAUACAAAAAAUUUCAGACCUCUAGCUCAACGGACGUAUACCGAAGUUUAGCCCAAAUGUUUAAUGAGAAUGAUCUCCCUUUACUUUUAUCUAAAGGAUGUUUACCCUAUGAGUACAUGGACUCUUGGGAUAAAUUUAAUGAGACCAAUUUACCUUCCAUUGAUAAAUUUUAUUCACACCUCUCUCGUAAAACAAUUGACGAAUCAACAUAUACAAAUCUACAAAAAAUUUGGGACCAUUUCAAUUGUCAAAAUCUUGGUGAUUUUCAUGACAUUUAUUUGAAAGUUGACGUUUUACUUUUAGCUUCAAUAUUUGAAAAUUUUAGGUCAACUAGCUUGAAACAAUUUGGUCUUGAUCCAUGUCACUAUUUCUCAACACCUGGAUUGACUUGGGAUGCAGCUUUAAAAGUGACAAAAACAAAACUUGAUUUACUAACUGAUAUUGAUAUGAUUUUAAUGAUUGAGAAUGGAAUCCGAGGCGGAAUCUCUUGUGCAAUGACAAGACAUGUAGUUGCCAAUAACCCUCUCUCUGAAAACUAUGAUGAGGGUAAACCAAAUUCAUACAUUGCCUUUCUUGACGUUAAUAACCUUUAUGGUUAUGCUCUAAGUGAUUAUUUACCAAUCAACAAUUUUGAAUGGGUAGCCCCUGAAUUGUACUCUCAAGUGAUUGAAUCAAUUUUACAAGGCCAUGAUUCAAGUAUCGGAUACAUUUGUCAAGUUGAUUUGAUUUACCCGAAACAUCUUCAUGAUCAACACAAUGAUUAUCCCAUGGCCCCUGAGAAACUCACUGUCGAAACUGAAUGGUUGAGUAAUUACCAAAAAAGAUUAAUAAUUAAACUUGAGGGUGAAGGACUGAAAAGAUGUAAGACUGAAAAGUUGAUUCCAAAUUUGAGAAACAAGAAAAAUUACGUUGUUCAUGAAAGAAACUUGAAAUUUUGGUUGGAGAAAGGUUUAGUAUUGGAUAAGGUUCAUUCAAUUCUGAAAUUUAAUCAAUCAAAAUGGUUGGAACCUUACAUUUCAAUGUGUACACUUAAUCGAAAACAGGCGUCUUCAUCAUUUGAGAAAGAUUUCUGGAAAUUGAUGGUGAAUUCAUUAUAUGGUAAAAGUAUCGAGGAUAAACGGAAACACUCAAAAGUAAAGGUGAUUACAAAUGGUGAACAAGCGAUCAAACAAAUUCGAAAACCAAUGUUUGAACAUUUUUAUAUUCUCGAUAAUGAUUUGGCAAUAAUUAAGAUGCGUAAAUUUGAAGUCAAAUUGGAUAAACCGAUUUACCUUGGUUUUACUGUAUUGGAAUUAUCAAAACUUAGAAUGUAUGAGCUUCACUAUGAUUACUUUUACCCUCGUUAUGGUGAUAAAUUGAAAUUAGUUUACACAGAUACUGAUAGUUUCAUUUAUUAUAUUCAGACUGAUGAUAUUUAUAAUGAUCUAAAGUCAAUGGGACCAAUCAUGGACUUUUCCGAUUACCCUCAAACACAUUUUCUGUAUGAUCCUGUAAACAAAAAGAAACUUGGAGUCUUGAAAGAUGAAAUGAAUGGUCAAACUAAAAAGACGGCCAAGGGAACCCAAAAAGCAACAGUUCGUGAUGAAAUUUGUAUAGAUGAUUACAAGACCUGUUUAUACGACAGCAUUUUAUUCAGACAUGAUAAUCAUAGAUUACAAUCUAGACACCAUCAAAUCUCUGGAAUUAAAACAAACAAAAUAUCUCUAUCACCAUUAGAUGACAAGAGAUUCAUUCGUGAAGAUGGAAUAUCAACAUAUGCUUUUGGACAUUAUAAAAUUGUUUAA